Anguilla anguilla (European eel) is the source of this 674-nucleotide messenger RNA. It is a transcript of the gene pmch, whose product is annotated as pro-melanin-concentrating hormone. Gene Ontology annotation, molecular function: type 1 melanin-concentrating hormone receptor binding; melanin-concentrating hormone activity. The coding region runs from base 39 to 512 and encodes 157 amino acids. The transcript is spliced from 3 exons. Gene Ontology annotation, biological process: chemical synaptic transmission; behavior. NCBI's taxonomy places the organism in Eukaryota, Metazoa, Chordata, Actinopteri, Anguilliformes, Anguillidae. The record is from RefSeq and is a predicted model, not a curated record.
AUCCCGGUCUUCAUUCCCGAAGACACCAUUAUCUGAAGAUGGCAAGGCUGACUCUCACCUCUUACACUGUUGUUUUUGCCGUGGCGCUGCUCUCAAAGUGCUACACGAUAGCUGCCUCCAGCGCUAUACCCACAGGAAAGCAGGACGAAGGUAGGGCAGAGCAGGUCUUGAAUUCAGUCAUGGGUGGAGAGGCAAUGGCUGAGAAUUCCAUCGAUGCCCUGGCCUCCAACCAGAACCCUACCUGGGACAGUGGCCUGGUCGAGGAAGAGGGGAGAGCAAAGAGCUUCGUCACAAACUUUGAUCUGAAAGGACUCUCCAGGGGUACUUGGAGCCCUGCCCUUCUUCAAGUUCUGCGCUUCCCCAAGAUAAAGGAAGUAGGCGCCACGUCACCUGAACAGAUCAAUGUUGAAGAGCGCAGAGGGGCAGACGAGCAAAUCUCCAUUCAGAGGAAAGACUUCACCAUGCACAACUGCAUGCUGGGAAGAAUGUACAGACCGUGCUGGCAGCUGUAGGAGAGACGAAGCAAAGUACGGUCACCUGGAACCCCGUUCCUGGCACUCUUUAUAAACAGACCCAUGAUAUUCCACAGAGGAGUUCUGACAAAUAGUAAAAACUGGACAUGUAAAAGAAAAUAAAGUUUAAAAGUUUAAUAAAAUUAUUUGGAAAUGUGCAAA